Messenger RNA from Lipotes vexillifer (Yangtze River dolphin), 1659 nucleotides. RefSeq names its product family with sequence similarity 234 member A (gene FAM234A). The transcript is spliced from 11 exons. The record is from RefSeq and is a predicted model, not a curated record. The coding region runs from base 1 to 1659 and encodes 552 amino acids. NCBI's taxonomy places the organism in Eukaryota, Metazoa, Chordata, Mammalia, Artiodactyla, Lipotidae. Gene Ontology annotation, molecular function: protein binding. Gene Ontology annotation, cellular component: cell surface.
AUGACGGACAGCAAGGACUUAGAAGCCGAGAUCCACCCCCUGAAGAACGAGAACAGGAAGGUGCAGGAACAUCUGGGAAACCCAGCGGGAAAGGAAACCAGCGUGCAGCCGCCCCCGCAGUCCCGCCUCUCCCGGUGCCGGACGGUGGCCUUUUUUCUUUCGCUGUUCGUCUGCCUUUUCGUGGUGUUCGUGGUUUCCUUCAUCAUCCCAUGUCCAGAGUGGCCGGCAUCACAGGGGGUGUGGAGGAUCGAUUACAAGGCAGCAGUCACCUAUGACUUUCUGGCCACAGAAGACGUGAACAAGGACAGGAUCCAGGAUGUUCUCUUUCUUUAUAAAAACACCAACAGCAGCAGAAGCAAUUUCAGCCUCUCUUGUGCUGAUGAAGGCUUUUCCUCCCCCUGCACCUUCGUGGCCGCUGUGUCGGGGGCCAAUGGUACCGUCCUCUGGGAGAGGCCUGUGGCCCAGAACAGGGCCCUCGUGGAGUGCGGUGUCCCCCAGCCGAGGGGCAGCGGGGCGUCUUCUGCCUGCAUCAUCCUCGGCAGACCUGGCCCUUUCAUUGCGGUAGACUCGGUCACAGGGGAGACCCUGUGGAGCCAUCCAAGCAGCUUCGGGGGGAACGUGUCCGUCCUGAGCCCUCUGCUCCAGGUGCCUGACAUCGAUGCUGAUGGGGUCCCAGACCUGCUGGUCCUCACCCAGGAGGAGAACCAGGUCAACGGCUACGUCUAUUCAGGCGGCACUGGGCAGCAAGUCGGCCCCCCGGGCAGCCUGGGUGUGGACGGGACCAGCGGCUCCAUCCUCUAUGUCACCAGUGCAGGUGCCCACUACAUCCUCAUCCCCUGCGGCAUCUCCCUCUGCAGCCACUCAGUGAAGGGCCUGUAUGAGAAGGCCACCGGGAGGGACAGCUCGCUCAAGAGCGACCCCCUCUGGGAGGGCAGGCUCAACGCCACCUCCCACAGGCUGCAGGAGCACAGCUCGGGAGCUGUCCGCUACCUGAUGAACGUUCCGGGGAAGGUGGGUGAGGACCUGCUUCUCGUGAGUUCCGAGGCCUGCGUGCUGCUGGACGGGCAGGAGCUGGUGCCCAGGUGGACCCUCGGUGCAGCCCAGAUCCUGAGAAAACCCAUCCUCGGCUACUACAAACCCGACACCCCAGCCAUGGUCAUUGAGAACGGGACCGGCUCCGAGAGACAGAUCCUACUCCUGGACCUCAGCUCCGGGGCUGUCCUGUGGAGCCAGGCUCUCCCAGGCCUCCCCAGAGACCCGCGGUCCGCCAGCCUUCCCACCGCAGACCGCCGCUCCGCCUUCUUCUUCUGGGGCCUCCACGAGCUGGCUGGUGCCAACCAGACGGAGCCUCGAGCCGCCGGGCACCGCCUGUACAUGUUCCACCCCACGCAGCCCGGAGUCCUGCUGGAACUGGCCAACAUCUCCACCCCUAUUGUCACCUUCCAGGUGGUUCUGCUUGAGCCGAGCCGCCACGCUGCCUACAUUCUCCUGACGGGCCCAGCCAGCCCGGAUCCACCCGGCCUGGUCUCCGUGGCCAAACACAAGGUGCGGGACCUCAUCCCGAGCAGCAAGGUAGUCCGCCUGGCUGAGGGUGGCCCCGACAGCGACCAGGCUGUCAGGGACCGGUUCUCUCGCCUGCGGUACCGGAACGAGGCCUAG